Pomacea canaliculata is the source of this 4391-nucleotide messenger RNA. RefSeq names its product paramyosin-like. The record is from RefSeq and is a predicted model, not a curated record. NCBI's taxonomy places the organism in Eukaryota, Metazoa, Mollusca, Gastropoda, Architaenioglossa, Ampullariidae. The transcript is spliced from 17 exons. Gene Ontology annotation, cellular component: myosin complex. The coding region runs from base 239 to 2893 and encodes 884 amino acids.
UAAGGAAUUUCGUGGAGGUCCUCUUCUGCAGUCUGCCUCCAGUUAGUUCCGCCAUCGAGCCAGUGCCCGGGCUGAAGGUGGAGAAGCCGUUAUAGCUCCUUUUCGACAUCGCUUUUGAAUUUUCACUUUCCCCCACUUUUCUUGUGUUUGAGUGCCAUCGGCGCCGCCGCUGCAACCGACGACCACUACUACUGCAGACUUCCUCCGUUGACGCCAGCGACAUCAACACACAGACACAAUGAGCAGACGUUUGGAUUACGACACGGAUGUGGAGGUGGUCCGGAAGGUGUCCAGGACUUACAAUGUGUACCGGGGCGCCUCUCCGUCCACCCAGAACCGGCUGGAGGUGAACGAAUCAAGAGUUGUACAGCAUGAGAAAAGACUUAUGGAGACAGAAGAGCACCGGUUGCAGGCACGCAUCAGGGAGCUCGAGGACGCACUGGACGGUGAAAGAGACGGACGUGUCAGGGCAGAGAAGACAGUGGCCGAGCUGACCUUUAGAAUCGACCAGCUGCAGGACAGCCUCGAAGAACAGGGAACCUCCACCAGUACCCAGAUUGAGCUCAACAAGAAGCGCGAGUAUGAGAUCUCGAAGCUGCGCAAAGACAUUGAACUCAACACCGUGCAGUUUGAGGCCGCAGAAGCCAGUCUCCGCAAACGCAUGCAGGAGACCAUCAACGACCUGUCCGACCAAAUAGACUACCUGACCAAACAGAAGAAUCGCGUGGAGAAGGAGAAGAGUACUUUGGUAGUGGAGCUGGAUGGCAUCUCAGGACAGCUCGACUCUGUGUCCAAGGCAAAGAUAUCCCUUGAGAGCCGUGUGGACGCUGCUGAAGGAAGCGCGGCUCGUCUCAAGGGUCAGGUGGACGACCUCUCCCGCCAGCUGAACGAACUGAGCAGCCUCAAGGCCCGCCUCACGCAGGAGAACUUUGACCUUCAGUCGCAAGUGCAGGAGCUGGACUCCACCAACGCCGCUCUUGCCAAGGCUCGCAGUCAGCUCCAGAACCAGAAUGACGACCUCAGGCGUCAGCUGGAUGAUGAGAGCAGGCAAAGACAGAACCUGCAGGUUUCCCUGGUUGCCCUGCAGAGCGACUACGACAACCUCAACGCCCGCCUUGAGGAAGAGGCCGAGACAUCCGCUAACCUUCGCACCCAGUACUCCAAGAUCAGUGCUGAAUACGCCGCCCUCAAGACCCGCUUCGACAAGGAGCUGGCCGCUCGCACCGAGGAGCUGGAGGACACACGACGCCGCCUCACCGUCCGCAUCACUGAGCUCGAGGACAGCUGCGAGCAGCUGCGCGUGCGCAACUCAUCCCUGGAGAAGGCCAAGGGCAAGCUGGCCAAUGAGAUCAAGGAACUCACCAUCGAACUCGAGAACACACAGAUCAUCGUGCAGGACCUCACCAAACGCAACAGGCAGCUGGAGAACGAGAAUGCUGGACUCCAGCGCCGCGUGGAGGAGGUGCAAACCGAGAACGCCCUGCUGCGCAACGAGAAAGCCAACCUGGAGCAGGAGGUGCAGCGCCUGCGGGUGGCCAACGCCGAACUCACCGAGCGUAACGACAACCUGCAGCGCGAGAACAAAACCCUUUCGGACCAACUGCGCGAGGCGAACCAGGCUCUGAAGGACGCCAACCGCGAGUUGGCGGAUCUGCGACUUCUGCGCGCGCAACUGGAGGCGGAGCGUGACAACCUUGCCGCCGCCCUCAAGGACACCGAGGAUGCUCUGCGCGAUGCCGAGGCCAAGCUGGCCAACGCCCAGGCCGCCCUCAACCAGCUGCGUCAGGACAUGGAGGCCCGACUCCGGGAGAAGGACGAGGAGAUCGAGAACAUCAGACGAAGCAGCGCACGGGUGAUCGAGGAGUUGCAGCGCACCCUGGUGGAGGUCGAGACCCGCUACAAGUCUGAGAUCUCGCGCCUCAAGAAGAAGUACGAGACCGACAUCCGGGAGCUGGAGGGCGCCCUGGACAAUGCCAACCGCGCCAAUGCCGAGUACCUCAAGCAGAUCAAGUCCCUGCAGGCCCGUGUCAAGGAGCUGGAGUCCCUGCUGGAUGACGAGCGCCGUGCAGCUGACGACCUCCGCAACCAGCUGUCCGUGUCGGAGCGCAAGCGAGUGGCACUGGGACAGGAGCUGGAGGAUGCCCGCUCUCUCCUCGAGGCUGCGGAGCGUGGCCGCAAGAACGCCGAGAACGAGCUGGCUGACGCCAACGCCCGCGUGAGCGAGCUGACCCUGAUAGUCACAUCCCUCACCAACGACAAACGCCGACUGGAGGGCGACGUGGCGGCCAUGCAGUCCGACCUGGAUGACGCCAUCAACAACCAGCGCGCCGCCGAGGAGCGUGCCGAACGCCUGUCGUCAGAAAAUGGCCGCCUGGCCGACGAGCUGCGACAGGAGCAGGAGAACUACAAGAACGCCGAGAGCCUGCGCAAACAGCUGGAGAUCGAAAUCCGCGAGAUCACCAUCCGACUGGAGGAGGCCGAAGCUUUCGCCGUCAAGGAGGGCAAGCGCCUUGUUGCCAAGCUCCAGGGACGCGUUCGAGACCUCGAGGCUGAGCUCGAGAACGAGGCACGUCGCGUGCGCGAGGCUGUAGCCAAUCAGCGCAAGGCGGAGCGUCUGUACAAAGAGUUCCAGGCUGCCACCGAGGAGGAGAGGCGUCAACUGGCCGAGCUGGCUGCCUUCAACGACCAGCUGCAGCUGCGAAUCAAGACCUACAAACGCCAGCUGGAGGAGGCUGAGGACGUGGCGAACCUGACGAUGAACAAGUACCGCAAGGCUCAGACGCUGAUCGAGGAGGCCGAGUCACGUGCCGACAGUGCUGAGAAGAACUUGCAGGUCGUCCGCCGGGCACGCUCCAUGUCCGUCACCCGCGAAAUAAAGGUCAUCCGACAAUAAUUUCAGACUGCCUGCAGUUCCAAGUAGAUCAUAUUCUUGUACAGAGUUUGUACAAUCGCACCCCUCUCUGCAAAAAAACUGUAUGAAGCGUUUACUUGUUUUCAUUUUGAUUUCUGCGGCGUCGCCUUCAGUCCUGCUUUAUUUCAAAACUUAUUUGUGAUGCAUCGACUGUCAGUUGUGAUCUCUGCAAUAGAACUGCUAGUGGACCGAUCCAUGUUUUUUUGUUUCUGUUCAAGAAUGAGAGCAGUACAACACAGUCAAGACCACACACACACGUUCAAGGACGAGAAGACUCAGCUAACAUUUUUUUAUACCUUUUUGAUUUUUGACAAAAGGAUGUCCAUACUCUUUAUAAGAGUCACGUGACGAUAGCAGUCUUUAGUCAGAUCGGUCUGGACGAUUUUGUUGUUUACGAAGGAGUCAGGGGCAAUUCCUUCGUCCGGCACACAACACUUAUCAUGCCAGAAGAGGCAGUAAGAUUGGAAACAAUUGAGGCACGACAUUUUUUUUGUCUGACACUGUCCAUCUUUUUUACAGAUCCACCCGAAAAGGAGCUACAAACGCCGGUCUUAUCUGCCUCUUCCCGUUAAUAUGACAUCACGAGGGCUAGUCACUGCCACCAUAACUUUUUGUCACACUAAGUCAGACUCCAGACAGCCGUCAAGAAAAGAGCUUUGUAGGAAUUUACAACUGCAAAGAGAGCCAGGCGUUCGUGAAAUUAUGGUUGUUUUUAUUAAUUCGAGAUCAUCAUUGUAUUAUACUCCAAAAGGUUUAUUUCUAAUUUUCUGCCAUCUUCUUCCUAAGAACUAUAAUAUUCUUCAUCAUUUUUCAGCCUGAAUUUUGACAUAUUAAAGUAAUUUAUUCUUACUUUUUGAAAGUGCAAUAUUUGUUGUUUCUGGGAUUUUUCUUUUCAUUGUCCAUAUGCAUUAUGUCUGUACGACAUGCACUUGUGAUACGCGAGGUAACAGGCCAUGAUGCCAGAGGUUAGAAAGCAACAGGGAUACAGCAAAACUAUUUUACUCAUACCUCCACGCUGUGUAGCGGUCCUUGCCGCAACCAUGGCAACCUUUGCUGCGUUCGAAUGACCGAACAACACUGAACUUGUAUGUAGGGGAAGACAGCAACGGAAGGUACAUUUUCUGGACUGUUUUAUGUGUUGUACGCAUGCAUGUGAAACGCUCCAAUGGUGAUUGUACGUCUCGACAUGUUAGCCACGCAUGACGCCAUAUUUGUUGAAGCAUUGUGGGUUUUCUACAAAUACUUGCGUGUUCUCAGCAGGCAGAGAAAAAAAAAUUGGGAGGUACACAAUUGCCAUGGGCACUGAGAAGGAGCAUCUCAUCUUCUUCUUGUCAUACUUUCUUCUGUCAAAUGCUGCUUUGAAAAAAAGAUCUGUACGAGAACAUCUACCGUCAUUUGUGGUUCAGAAGGAAACGAUAAAGACGAGUGGACAUGUGAUGUAUUCCUGGCAUUAUUUGAAUAAAUUCACUGCGGCUUUAAA